Molecule: messenger RNA, 1065 nt
Organism: Jatropha curcas
Lineage: Eukaryota; Viridiplantae; Streptophyta; Magnoliopsida; Malpighiales; Euphorbiaceae
Product: thioredoxin domain-containing protein 9 homolog
Source: RefSeq, a predicted model, not a curated record
AAUCAAACCGGCGUCGUUUCUCUCAUCUCCCUCCUCUCCUCCUCAAAUCAAAUCUUUCUCAGAAGUUCAUAGUCUGUACGUUCUCAUUUCCAUAACAAUUGGCUAAGGAGAGGAAGAGUAAGAUCUCUACUCCAACAAUGGAAAAUUCAAAGGUUCAAGAGAUUAUAGAGAAGCAAGUACUUACAGUAGCAAAGGCUGUGGAGGACAAGCUAGAUGAAGAGAUCGCCGCACUAGAGCGCCUUGAUGUUGACGAUAUAGAAGCAUUGAGAGAGAGGCGGCUUAUGCAGAUGAAGAAAAUGGCGGAGAAGCGUAGCCGUUGGAUCUCCCUAGGCCAUGGCGAAUACUCCGAGAUCCAUUCUGAGAAGGACUUCUUCUCCAUUGUCAAAGCCAGUGACCGUGUCGUUUGCCAUUUCUAUCGCGAGAAUUGGCCCUGCAAGGUGAUGGACAAGCACUUGAGUAUAUUGGCAAAGCAACAUAUAGAGACACGUUUUGUGAAAAUUCAUGCUGAGAAAAGUCCAUUUUUGGCUGAGAGACUCAAGAUUGUGGUUCUUCCAACCCUUGCUCUUAUAAAGAAUGCCAAAGUGGAUGAUUACGUGGUGGGGUUUGAUGCGCUCGGUGGGACAGAUGAGUUUAGCACGGAGGAAUUAGAGGAGAGGUUGGCUAAAGCUCAAGUCAUUUAUUUUGAGGGUGAAUCAUCUAUAAAUACAUCAAAAUCUAGCACACAAACUAGGAGGAGUGUGAGGCAAAGUGAAAGCCACGACUCAUCGGAUUCAGACUAAACUUUUAUUCCCGAAGCCUAUGUUGUUAUCUACAUAUGUAUAAUUUCAUUCAAUAGGUAUGAUUGUUGCAUUGAUGUUGGAAAGUAUUGAAGUUUCAUCUGCUAUAUUGGGGUGGCAAUGUUAUAUGAUUUUUGUCUUCUGUUAUUAUUGUGGGAUCAAUCUUAUCAUCAGUUGAUGGUUUGUAGGUGCUAUUAAUUCCUAAUUUGCUAUUGUACUAUUAAAGCAACUAUCAGGUUUUAGAUGAGUUGGAUUUUUUUCGUAAUGGGCAAUGAAGCUUUAGAAAUCA